AUGAAGAGAUCGUCCGUUCCUGCAGCUUCAAAAGUAAAUCACAAUCUUCCCACUCUAGCAACAAAACCGAAAACAGUUUGUAAAGUACCUCAAUUGGACAAAUUUGCAGUAAAUAAAAAAAAGAAAUUGGAUUAUGAAAUGGAGAAUUGUCAGAAAAUUAUAUCGAAACAUAGGGUUAUAAAUCGUACGCCAUAUGAAGCUACGCUAAGUCCAAUAAAAUGUGGAUUAGUUAGUAUUAAUUUACCAAGAAACGUAGCGGAUUCAUUGGAUACUGAAGAAGAUUUGGAAGAAGCUCUAAAACAAUUGAAUGGAAUUGAUGAGAAAGAAAAUAUUAUGGUGGACGUGGAAAACUCUCCUAUUGAUGAAAAAAUUGACGUGGAGGAACAACCUUCGAAAAAUGUAAAUACUUGCAAUAAUCCUCUACCCUGUGGAAGUUGUGGCUUGGAAUUAAAUAUUAAUAAUUCUGCUUUAUGCACCAAGUGCAACCUACACAUGCAUAUUAAUUGUGGCGUUUUAGAUUUAACAACUGAAAACAGCCUUAUGUGUUCUUCAUGUGCUAAGGGAAUGACGAUUGUUGACAGUCAACAGGAUUGCUAAGAAAGACAACAAAUUGUAGCUAAGAAAAUGCAAACGUUUUCUCAAGAGAAAUUUCCCUCCUUGAUAAUUGGAGAUUGCAUCACGCUAUUAGUUUUCUUCUGUUGACCGAGGACCCCUUGACUUUGCAAAUAUAUUGGAGUUAUUAUGGACAUUAAAAAUGGUGUCCAUCAAAUUGGAACGGAGAGUGUCAUACUUAAAGGCUGGUUUCCGAGAACCGACAUUAAAAAAUCUGGAACCGUUAAGAUUGGACUUGGUUAUGUUAACAGAGAUGAUAUUUUAACUUUGAGAAGGGCAGCAUCUCGGCAGUCCAUGUGUGGAGGACUCGGUUACAAAAAGUGUAACUGCA
Leptopilina heterotoma is the source of this 943-nucleotide messenger RNA. RefSeq lists its product as uncharacterized. Lineage: Eukaryota; Metazoa; Arthropoda; Insecta; Hymenoptera; Figitidae. The record is from RefSeq and is a predicted model, not a curated record. The transcript is spliced from 3 exons. Bases 1 to 597 code for a protein of 198 amino acids.